AUGACGGGCCCGGUGCUGAAGGGCAGGGAACAACUGAUGGUGCUACUUUGAACUGCUUUUCUUUUCUCCUUUUUGCACAAAGAGUCUCAUGUCUGAUAUUUAGACAUGAUGAGCUUUGUGCAAAAGGGGACCUGGCUACUUCUUGCUCUGCUUCAUCCCACUGUUAUUUUGGCACAACAGAACCAGGAAGCCGGUGAUGGAGGAUGCUCCCAUCUUGGUCAGUCCUACGCGGAUAGAGACGUCUGGAAGCCAGAACCAUGCCAAAUAUGCGUCUGUGACUCAGGAGCUGUUCUCUGCGAUGACAUAAUAUGUGAUGAACAAGAUUUAGAUUGUCCCAACCCAGAGAUCCCAUUUGGAGAAUGUUGUGCGGUUUGCCCACAGCCUCCAACAGUUCCUACUCGCCCUACUGAUGGUCAAGGAGCUCGAGGCCCCAAAGGAGAUCCAGGCCCUCCUGGUAUUCCUGGGAGAAAUGGUGACCCUGGUAUUCCUGGACAACCAGGGUCCCCUGGUAGUCCCGGUGCCCCUGGAAUCUGUCAAUCAUGCCCUACCGGUGGUCAGAACUAUUCUCCCCAGUAUGAUUCAUAUGAUGUCAAAGCUGGAGGAGGAGCAGUGAUAGCGGGCUAUCCUGGGCCAGCUGGUCCCCCAGGCCCUCCUGGUCCCCCUGGUACAUCUGGCCAUCCUGGCUCCCCUGGUUCUCCAGGAUACCAAGGUCCCCCUGGUGAACCUGGACAAGCUGGUCCUACAGGCCCUCCAGGACCUCCUGGUGCUAUAGGUCCAGCUGGUCCCUCUGGAAAAGAUGGGGAAUCCGGAAGACCCGGACGAACUGGAGAGCGAGGACUGCCUGGACCUCCAGGUGUCAAAGGUCCUGCUGGCAUGCCUGGAUUCCCUGGUAUGAAAGGACACAGAGGCUUUGAUGGACGAAAUGGAGAAAAGGGUGAACCAGGUGCUCCUGGAUUAAAGGGCGAAAAUGGUCUUCCCGGUGAAAAUGGAGCUCCUGGACCACUGGGUCCAAGAGGGGUUCCUGGUGAAAGGGGGCGACCUGGGCUUCCUGGAGCUGCAGGGGCUCGUGGUAAUGAUGGUGCUCGAGGCAGUGAUGGUCAACCGGGUCCCCCUGGUCCUCCAGGAACUGUGGGAUUCCCUGGUUCCCCUGGUGCUAAGGGUGAAGUUGGACCUGCAGGGUCUCCUGGUGCAAAUGGCUCGCCUGGACAAAGAGGAGAACCUGGACCUCAGGGACAUGCUGGUGCUCAAGGUCCUCCUGGCCCCGCUGGGAGCAGUGGUAGUCCUGGUGGUAAAGGAGACAUGGGUCCUGCGGGCAUUCCUGGAGCUCCAGGACUGAUGGGAGCUCGGGGUCCUCCAGGACCAUCUGGUACUAAUGGCAUUCCUGGAGUUCGAGGUAGCCCGGGCGAACCAGGUAAGAAUGGUGCCAAAGGAGAAACAGGACCACGUGGUGAACGCGGUGAAGCUGGUUCUCCAGGUAUCCCAGGGCCUAAAGGUGAAGAUGGCAAAGAUGGUUCUCCUGGAGAACCUGGUGCAAAUGGACUUCCAGGAACUGCAGGAGAAAGGGGUGCCCCUGGAUUCCGAGGACCUGCUGGCGCCAAUGGCCUUCCAGGAGAAAAGGGUCCCGCUGGGGAACGUGGUGGUCCAGGUCCCGCAGGCGCAAGAGGAAUUCCUGGAGAACCUGGCCGAGAUGGUCUACCUGGAGGUCCAGGAAUGAGGGGUAUGCCCGGAAGCCCAGGAGGUCCAGGCAGCGAUGGGAAACCAGGACCUCCAGGAAUUCAAGGAGAAAGUGGCCGACCAGGUCCUCCAGGCUCACCUGGUCCCCGAGGUCAGCCUGGUGUCAUGGGUUUCCCUGGUCCUAAAGGAAAUGAUGGUGCUCCUGGCAAGAAUGGAGAACGAGGUGGCCCUGGAGGACCUGGACCUCAGGGUCCUGCUGGAAAGAAUGGUGAAACUGGACCUCAGGGUCCCCCCGGACCUACCGGUGCAUCUGGUGACAAAGGAGAAACAGGACCCCCUGGUCCACCUGGUAUACAAGGCUUGCCUGGUACUAGUGGUCCUCCAGGAGAAAACGGAAAACCUGGUGAACCAGGUCCAAAGGGUGAUUCUGGUUCACCUGGAACUCCAGGAGGCAAGGGUGAUUCUGGUGCCCCUGGUGAACGCGGGCCUCCUGGACAGGCAGGGCCCCCAGGGCUUAGAGGUGGAACUGGACCCCCUGGUCCUGAUGGAGGAAAGGGCCCCGCUGGUCCUCCUGGGCCACCUGGUACUUCUGGUUCUCCUGGUCUACAAGGGAUGCCUGGAGAAAGAGGAGGUCCUGGAGGUCCAGGCCCAAAGGGUGACAAGGGUGAACCAGGCAGCUCGGGUAUUGAUGGUGCUCCAGGGAAAGAUGGUCCAAGGGGUCCUGUUGGUCCCAUUGGUCCCCCUGGCCCACCUGGACAGAAUGGAGAUAAGGGUGAAGCUGGUACCCCUGGACCUCCAGGUCCAGCCGGAGCUCGUGGUGGCUCUGGUGAGAGAGGUGAACACGGACCUCCAGGGCCUGCUGGUUUCCCUGGUGCUCCUGGACAGAACGGCGAGCCUGGUGCUAAAGGAGAAAGAGGUGCUCCUGGUGAGAAAGGAGAAGGAGGCCCUCCUGGAGCUGCAGGACCUCCUGGAGAUGGAACAAGUGGACAUCCAGGUCCCAUUGGACCACCAGGGCCUCGGGGUAAUAGAGGUGAAAGAGGAUCCGAGGGCUCCCCUGGCCACCCAGGACAACCAGGCCCUCCUGGACCUCCUGGUGCCCCUGGUCCAUGCUGUGGUGCGGGUGCUGUCGGCUUGGCUGGAGCUGAAAAGGCUGGUGGUUUUGCCCCAUAUUAUGGAGAUGAUCCAAUGGAUUUCAGAAUCAACACUGAAGAGAUUAUGUCUUCACUCAAAUCAGUUAAUGGGCAAAUAGAAAGCCUCAUUAGCCCUGAUGGUUCUCGUAAAAAUCCUGCUCGGAACUGCAGAGACCUGAAAUUCUGUCAUCCUGAACUCAAGAGUGGAGAAUAUUGGGUUGACCCUAACCAAGGUUGCAAGUUGGAUGCUAUCAAAGUAUUCUGUAAAAUGGAAACUGGGGAAACAUGCAUAAAUGCCAGUCCUUCAAAUGUUCCACAAAAGAACUGGUGGACCAAUUCUGGUGCUGAGAAGAAACACGUUUGGUUUGGAGAGUCCAUGGGUGGUGGUUUUCAGUUUGGCUAUGGCAACCCUGAACUUCCUGAAGAUGUACUCGAUGUCCAGCUUGCAUUCCUCCGACUUCUAUCCAGCCGGGCCUCCCAGAACAUCACAUACCACUGCAAGAAUAGCAUCGCAUAUAUGGAUCAGGCCACUGGGAAUGUAAAGAAAGCCCUGAAGAUGAUGGGAGCAAAUGAAGGCGAAUUCAAAGCUGAAGGAAACAGCAAAUUCACAUACACGGUUCUAGAGGAUGGUUGCACUAAACACACUGGGGAAUGGGGCAAAACAAUCUUCGAAUAUCGAACACGCAAGGCUGUGAGACUACCUAUUGUAGACAUUGCACCCUAUGAUAUUGGUGGUCCUGAUCAAGAGUUUGGUGUGGACAUUGGCCCUGUUUGCUUUUUAUAA
Messenger RNA from Trichechus manatus latirostris (Florida manatee), 3588 nucleotides. Its product is annotated as collagen alpha-1(III) chain. Gene Ontology annotation, biological process: extracellular matrix organization. NCBI's taxonomy places the organism in Eukaryota, Metazoa, Chordata, Mammalia, Sirenia, Trichechidae. The transcript is spliced from 41 exons. Bases 106 to 3588 code for a protein of 1160 amino acids. The record is from RefSeq and is a predicted model, not a curated record. Gene Ontology annotation, molecular function: extracellular matrix structural constituent conferring tensile strength; protein binding.